Messenger RNA from Archocentrus centrarchus (flier cichlid), 11805 nucleotides. RefSeq names its product A-kinase anchor protein 13-like. The coding region runs from base 431 to 9427 and encodes 2998 amino acids. Gene Ontology annotation, cellular component: actin cytoskeleton; membrane. Gene Ontology annotation, molecular function: guanyl-nucleotide exchange factor activity; MAP kinase scaffold activity. The transcript is spliced from 48 exons. The record is from RefSeq and is a predicted model, not a curated record. NCBI's taxonomy places the organism in Eukaryota, Metazoa, Chordata, Actinopteri, Cichliformes, Cichlidae. Gene Ontology annotation, biological process: regulation of Rho protein signal transduction; adrenergic receptor signaling pathway; positive regulation of canonical NF-kappaB signal transduction.
UCGUUGUUCUCAGAGUGCACGCCAAUGACAAGAAACAGACUUUAGCUGGAACAGCCUUUCAGAGCUCGUUGUUGGCCGUGAUCGACAGCAGCUGGACACAAAGUUCCCGGGUUCACAGCCGCAGGAACAGCGCUCCCCUUAACUAAAGCAGACAUUAAUUGUCCGACCAAACUGUUGCUGCCAGCAGCUCCGUCCGGAUGCUGUCAGAGGCUCGCGGCGCUGUGACUCUUCAGCAGCGCGUGCACCGACUUUGACUUGAAACUUCCGUCCGGAAAAGCGGCGUCGCCUCUGCGCACAGCCUGACCCCGAGGCUGCCUCUCCGCACGGACCCUGUGACAGGAGCCCGGGGACCUGUAGGACACUCGGUUUGUCGCGCCUGUCACGGUGAGCGGAGCUGGCUGCGGGCAGAAAACAGCGAGUGUCUGACACCAUGAAACUGAAUCCACAGAAAGCUCCACUUUAUGGAGAGUGUGUGUUGACUGUGCAGCUUGAUGAUGAGCAUAGUGCUGAGCAACAAGAAGAGGAGGAAGGGGAGUUUUAUCUUAUUUUCUCUGGAUCUACACAAAGACAUGUGAGCAGCACGCUGCGAGUGAGCAGUAUCACACUGCAGGCCAUGUGUCCAGGCCAUAAUGUGUGUGAACAGGUCUUGGUGACACUGUGUUUGGCUCGGCCUGAUGGAACGGUGGACGCGCGCUCGCAGCAGAGCUUCUCCUUUGUUCAGGACUUGGCUCUCAACAUGACCCACUUCUUGCUUGACAGCACCGCUGCACAAGAAGCAUUACUACUGAGCAGUGAGCAGAAUCCAGUAGAAGCUGAGAGACUGGACGAGAGCCUAGACCUGAAACAUGUCAGCCAGCCUCAACACGGGACUGCACCAAAAGCACCCUGCAACACACACACAGGUGUGGAGGAGGAAACGGUCACAGUGACAGAUACACACAGAUCCGACACAGGGAUGGAUGUCUCCUCAUUAUUGAACAGCUGCCCUGCUGUGAGUGAGUGCCAGCAGCCCUCCAGCCUGCUGCACUUGGCAGCCAGUCACAGUCUGAAGACAGUGCCGUCAUUCCUCCUGCAGCAGCCAGGAGGGAAGGAGGCACUGAGGAGGACCAAUACUCAGGGUUCAACGCCAGCAUGCCUUGCAAAGAGCAGAGGACAGCAGCAGCUUCUGGAGCUCUUUCCACACUAUGCAACAUUCUCAGAUGUCCAAGCAGGAGCCAAGGAGACCCUGCAGGUUUAUCCCAAAGGUGUGUUUGAGCACCAUGCCAGUGUGGGUACCUACACCCUAACAUUCCUCCUGCAGAGCGAGGGGGGCGCAGAGGCAGACAGCAGGGGACACUGCUGUUUACAGGAGGACGUAAAGGAGCUGAGGAGACUAAUCCAGCUUCACAGACACACCGAGGGUUCAAUCAUCCCCUCAUUGGAGCAGAGAACACACGGGGACGACUCGGCUGCUGUCAGUCAAACAUCCGGUACCAGUGCACAUUUUUGUCAAAGACAGGAAAAAGGGCGCAAACACAAAGGCACACCAGCUGCCAAAUCUGCUGGGAGGAACAAGAGAAACAAAAAGAGAACUACCAAAAUCACAAGACCUGCAGCAGCAGAGUCUUCAGGAAACCAGAGCAGAGAAGCUGCACAGAGGCCCUGCACAGCAACAGGAAGUGGAACUCUUUCAUCAAGAGAACGAGCAGUGGCAACUGUGACUAAUGACACAGGAAUACAAGAAACUCCAUCACCCAUAAGGCCAGUAUUGGGACCAGGUGUUGAAAGAAAGUGUGCUGGCAGGAAGGCGGUUGCCUUGCCUACAACCAGCAUCGUAGAUAAACAGGAAGGGCAGAAGCAGGAAGUGGAGCUGCUGAUGCGUAAGCUGGUGUCAAAGACAGGAAGAGACGCACAAAGUCUCAGAGCAGAAAUCAGUGUGGAAUCAGCUGCAGAGGGGACAGUGACUAUGGGCCAGGAGCAAUCCCAGGAUCCACAGGAUAUUCAGGCAGAACAAGAGGAACCAAGUCUAGUCAACACCAUGGAGAAGAGUCCCCAAUCUAACACAGAAAACAGCCCCAAGUCCACACACACAGAAAGGAAAGGCAGGAGAGUGUUAUGGCAGGAUGGAGGGCUGACUGGAAGCAGAAUGGGAUCAGAAGCAGUAGGAAAAACGACCUGGUAUAUGGGAGACACUUUAGAACAAGUUUCCAAUGAAGAUUCCAGCAGAAAGGAAGUAAACUCACAGUCAGUUUGGUAUGACGCUGACACAAUGGUUGAGAGAAACCCUGAACAGCUGGAGGAGGGACGGAGCGAGAAGAAACAAUGUGACAUGAGCUCACCUCAAGCUUUAGGUCUUAGCUCUCCACAGCCGGUAGAACAGGGUCUGUCUGCAGCUCUGAGUCAGGCACAUGCUGCUGGAAAACAGCCAGCACUGUCACAUGGGCCAGAUGCACAAAGACAGGAAGUACACGGAUCACAGCAAGAGGAGGAAGUUAGGUCAGAUUGGAAGAAGGCAGGAGUGGAAGGAGUCAGUAACAGAGAGAAAACUUAUAGUAGAAGCAUUUCUGAAACAGCAGACUCUGAAGGAGGAGGAGAAAAAGUAGGAAGUGAAGAGAAACCAGCAAAGGGCAGAAAACGGAGGAGGAAGAAGAGGGGGAAGAAGGGCGGUGCAGAAGCCAAACUUAGCUCCAGCUCUAGUACAGAAUCUCAGAGCUACUCAGAGAGACAGCCGGAGAGCCAACAAGCAACAAACUCCACCAUUCAGUCAGAGUCAGAGACUGAAAGGGCAGACGAGCAGCGUCUCCCUGCUUCUGAGCCAACCUGGGGGGAGGAAGCUGAUGAGGAUGCCAUGCAGCUACCCAGCCACACAGAGAUCCAGACCCACAACGCUCCCGGAGCUGACGGUGAUGUUACGAACGUGGAUUGUAGUUUCGUGGCUGGGGAGCUCAGUCAGGCUGACCGUCUGAGAACAGAUUGGACUGAAGUUACAGCUUCACACACAGAAAAAAGAAAUGAAUUAUCAGAGGAUGAGACCGUGAACGUUGAUGACUUAAAUCCAAAUUCAGUCAUCAUCAAUUCAGAACUCAGUGAAACAGACGUCAGUAAGGCCGACAUAAAGGGAAUUACAACUGUGCAACCAGUGGCAGCAGAAGAAUUUGACUCUGGAGAGCUGGAAUCAAACAUGCCUGCCAUUCUGGUCCAACCAACGCUGGAUAAUGUUGAGCCUAAUGAGGAUCUGACGGUUACUGGUACAGCUACGGAGUCCGUGAUCCGGAUAGGUUUAGUGAACUCUAAGUGUCCAGAGGAGGGCUCCUCCUUUCCUGAACAGGAUACACCGCAAUCUGUGGACUCGGACAAACCAGUACACUCUGUGGAUCCCACGGGAAGAACAGUAGGAUCUGUUGAAUCUGUAUGUCCCACAGCAGCUGCUUUUGUACCAUCUGAUGACAGAACGGAUGUUUCUUCGCUUCAUAUUCGGGAAGGAAGCACUGAGACCACUGCAAGGGAAUAUUUAGAGCAUUGUUUGGCCCCUGAGAUGCUGAGAGGUCCGGAGUACAAGGAGAAAAAGACACAUGACACGUGGGAGGGUCCAGAGGAAGGAGUUACAGAAAGAAGCCAGAGUGAUGAAAAUGGCAGCGGGUCGGUCCGUGUUCCGUUGUGUUCCAUUAAUGAAGGGCGACAGGUGAAGGAGAACUAUGAUGAAGACUUGGUUGCUGCAGCAGUAGCUGUUGUAACAGUAGCAAUAGCAUCAGCAGUGGCUAGCAUAGAACUGAGCCAACAUUUAGUAGGCAGUAUGUCAGAGAGUUACGUGUGUGCAGGCAUAGAAGCAGUGGAUAGUCCAUCAUUAGCACAGGAGACCAGCCUCGCAUCAAAGCAGCUGCAACAUGAUCUGCUGCACACAGUUCAGGUCACACAGCUGUCUCCACAGCUGAUCAGCAGAGCAGUGACUCAAGCUGACACAGAAAACCAGCCUAGUCACAUCAGCUCUCUAGAACAAGCUGAAGUAUCAGGAGAAUCAGGCUCUGUAGAGAUACAGUCGAUAUGUAACGCAGGAGGGUCCAGAGAAGGGCAGCUAAGUAGUCAAGAUCAGGCUAACUGUGAGCUGCCUGCAUCUGCAGAUGCUCCUAGUUCACCAAAACAUGCCAACGAGGAAAUUCAAAAAGAAACUCUACACAACAAAGUUUCUACAUAUUCAUUACCUAAAGAAGACAAUAACCAGCUGAAGUUUCAUCCCAAACCUUUGCCAGAGGCAGGUGAAGUGAUUACAGCUGAGGAAGACCGCCAUGAUCGUGUGCAGACGGUCAUUUUGCUGCACGGCGACAGCCUGCUCCACUCUGCUGUUACAGAUAUAGAGGUUACUGUUACAGACCAGAAUCCACCACUCAGAGAGCCAGAAAAUGAGCCUAUCUGUCCUAAAGAGGGAGCUGGACAGCAGCUGACAUCCCAUUUUCGAACUGGAGAGACACCUGAAAGAUGCGAUGGUCUCUCUGUGGAAUCCAGAAACGCUGACAGCGAGGUAGGCUGGCAUUACAGGUCAGAAGAAAGUGAGAGCUGUGAAAACAACUCCCCACACCUGUCAGCCUGCGACUCGCAGGUUGAAGAAAAUGAGUGCCAUCCACAGCUGGCUGGAAUGCCAUGUCAAAGUGAGCCUCCCACUUUCCCUCUUUCCUGUGGUUCAGCACGUCCUGUUACCCCCAAUAAAUCAUGUUCCCCAGCUGAUGCCACUCCAGAGGAACCAGCUGCUCCUGCAAAUGUGGAAUCAGGUGAAAUCCUGUCAUCUCAGUCAUCAGCAACCGGGAACAGUGUCACUGCAAUUCCUCUUGAAGCUGAAAGGGACACAAACCAAAGAGAAGCUCCUGAAAGUGUCCUUGUGAAUAAUAAGGAUGCUGUGUUUGAAGGGCUGGAUGAAGACACACUGGAUACCGUGGAUGGAUUCGAGGACGGAGAAAAGAAAGGAGGAGAAGUAGAAGCAAGGAAAGAGAUGCCCAGAGUGGAGGACACAUCCCAAACUGAAGCAGCAAAGGAGGAGGAGAGAGACGGGGACAGCGCGCACGCUCUGCAGAUCCAGAGAGAAAGCCACAUGCUCUAUCCUGUCCAGCCCAGUCUUGAACACAGCGCAUUGACACCAUGUGAAGACAGAGGAACGUGUGUGUCGCUGUGUUUGGUGCACAGAGAUUCAGAGCUCAAAGACGGCCUCAAAGUCAGUGCCGAGCUGGGCGAUGAUGUCAUUCAGAAGCCUGAGGCUCCUCCCACUUGUGUUGGACACAGGGACAUUCAGACUUGUGUGUCCCAGUCCUCUACCGAAAAUGCAUCGAUGCAAGAAGCUGUCAGUCCCAGCAAAGGAGCUUUGUCAGGGGGCACAUCUCAGAGCUCCACACAGUCCUGGAUGUCAGAAAUAGACAGAGGAGGAGGAGAGACCGAAGGAGCGGGAGAUGAAGAAGAGAAAAAAGACGGGCUUCCAGAAACUUCAGCGUCAGCCGUGUUGCGUACAUCCAUCUGUUCCUCGUCUCUGUUUCGUCGCCACAGCUGGGAGCCAGGCAGGAACAGCACGGCCGCGCAGACUGACCUCUCACAGUGCAGCUCACUGAAGAGCCUUUCAAGAGAGGUGAAACAAGCCAGGUCCCUCCGCCACAGAAGAAGUCUGAGCUGGUGUCCAUCCAACCUGGUUUGUCCUGAUCAGGAGCAAAUAGACAACCGAAGUCACAGUCUAGACAGUUUAGAGGUGGGCAGAUCAGUGGUCCAGAUCCAGACGCAACAUCCCAGCAUCAGUGAUCAGGAAGGAGUGCCUGCAGGCAGGAGUUCACACCUGGACAGCCAGGACAGGGGGUCUCUGGCCUCCCUAACUGAGGAGGAGCAAGAAGGAGACAGCAGCAGCAUUGAUAGUCAGAUAUCACUGACUGCCAGCUGUUCUGCCAUGGUUCAUCAUCCAACUCUCAGCAAAUCCAUGUCCAUGGUCACCAUCACUCAGCGCGAUAUACAGGUGAGUGGGUUUCCUCCAUCAAAGCGACGAAUCAGCUUCUCUGUCAGUAUCUCUCCGCUCCUCCCAAAAACUAGACGCUUCUUUUCCGUUGGCUCUUCCUCCAGUGAUGAGGAGGAGAAGGGAGGGAGUGUGACCUCAUUCUCCAGUUACUCCGGGUCACUGACAUACAGUAUCUCAGAGGAUGAGCCGGGUCCCCUGCAGAGUGAAACUGAGGGAAAAGGAGGGCCUAAAAUUAGUCGGACAAUCAGCUACCUCCGCAGCAAGAUGGGCAAGAAGUCCAAGGACAAGGAGAAGAGAGGGGAGAGUAAACAAGAGAGCAAAGAGAGAGAAAAGCUCCCCGUCUGCCCCGCUGGCUCCACAGUGUGUCAGCACAGCACCAGACGUCUGUGCAAUAAGGAAACUUUCUACUGCAACAACUGCGGGGUCCAUGUCAGUAAUCGCUCCACAGAGAGUCCGUCUGUCUGCGCAAAGACCAAAACAAAGCAGCAAUCGGCGGUGUCAGAAGGCGUUCCCGGGUCGUCUGUUAACAUGAGGAGUAAAGCUACAUCUUCUACGUCAUCUCUGACAUCAACGGCGUCCUCAUCGUCACGGGAGCACUGGUCAGCAGUAACCACCCCUGACGACCAGCUUCCUGUGCUGUCUCCAAGACGACACCCCAGCAUCUUCAACCCUCACAGCAAUCUGGCCAAGAGCGUCUCCAGCAUCAACAUAGCAUCGUUAGAAGAUGUUCCACUAAAAGGCCUGAAACAUCUGUCCCAGUCCACCGAUUCUCUCCAUCAGGGGAGCAAAGUCAACGCCUCGACAGAGUCGCUCACAGAUGAAGGUACUGAGUUGAUUGACAGUCAGCUGAUGGAGUUUGAGCAUGACAUUAAAUAUCUGGAAGCUGAUUCUUGGAGUGGGAUGGUGGAUAAGAAGUUCUUGAAAACCCUGAAGAAAGAUGAAAUCAAGAGACAAGACGUCAUUUAUGAGUUGUACCAGACAGAGGCUCAUCAUGUAAGGACGCUGAAGAUCAUGUCUGAAGUGUAUUAUAAAGGCCUUCAGAAGGAGCUGCAGCUUGACACUCAAACUCUAAAGAAGGUUUUUCCUGUCCUGGAUGAGCUCGGGGAGAUGCACACAGAAUUCCUCUCACUGCUCCUGGACAGAAAGAGAGCUGCAUCAGCUGAGAGACAGAACAGCAACAACUUCCUGAUCUGCAGCAUUGGAGAUGUCUUGGUUAAGCAGUUUUCAGGCUGCAGCUCUGUUCGUAUGAAGAAGAUUUAUGGAAAGUUUUGCAGUCGCCACAAUGAAGCCGUCAAUCUAUACAAAGAGCUGCACGCUAAAGACAAACGCUUCCAGGCUUUUAUCAAGAAAACAAUGAGCAGCAGCGUUGUGCGGCGGCUCAGCAUUCCAGAGUGCAUUUUGUUGGUUACUCAGAGGAUCACCAAAUAUCCCGUUCUGAUCCAGAGGAUACUUCAGCACACCCGAGAGUCAGAUGAAGACCACAGUUUUGUUUCUGAAGCGCUGCGUUGUGUGAAGGAGCUAAUCACGGCUGUAGACGGUAAAGUCAACGAACAGGAGAAGAAACGACGGCUGAAGGAGGUGUACAGUCGCACUGACAGUAAGUCCAUCAUGAGGAUGAAAAGUGGUCAGAUGUUUGCUAAAGAGGACCUGAUCAGAGGGAGGAAGCUGUUGCACGAUGGAGCGUUGCAGCUGAAAAACUCUGCUGGAAGACUCAAAGAUGUUCACGCCAUGCUGCUGUCGGAUGUGUUGGUCUUUCUUCAGGAAAAAGACCAGAAAUAUGUCUUUGCCUCAUUGGACCAGCGCUCCACAGUCAUCUCUUUACACAAUCUGAUUGUCAGGGAAGUUGCAAAUGAGGAGCGAGGCCUGUUUCUAAUCACAGCUGGCACAGACAGACCUGAAAUGGUGGAGGUGCUGGCCAGUAGCAAGGAGGAGCGCAACACAUGGAGGGCCAUUAUACAGGACGCCAUGAACUGCAUGGAGAAGGAUGAGGACGAGGGGGUUCCAAGUGAGACAGAAGAAGACAGGAAACAGCAGCAAAACAGAACAAAGGAGAUCCGAGAGUUUCUACAGAAGAAAGAUGAGGAGAUUAUCUUUUUACUGGAAGAGAAGGUUCGCAUCUUUAGGGAGCUGGGUAACUGCAGCGUGUCUGCUGAGGACGCAAACACAUCAGUGAGGGAGCGGCUGUUGUUCAGGGCCACGCCGGAGAAUGUCAUGAAAGGGGAGCCGGUCAUAAAUGAUGCUGUGAGAGAAGUGGAGAUCCUGCAUGCUUUGGUCGGCGGUGGUGUGGGUGCAGCGGGCUGUGUUUCGGUGGGCCUGACGGGAGCCAGUGUGGGAGCAGUCUGUCUGCCCAGGCGUGCUGAGACAUUUGGAGGCUUUGAUAGUCACCAGAUGAACAGCAGCAAGAAUGGAGAAAAGGAAGAGGGAGACGAGUCACUGGACCUGCGCAGGACUGAGUCUGACAGCGUGCUGAAGAAGGGAACCGCUGCCAGCCUACAGAUGCUGCUGAAGAGAAACAAUGAACAGCUCCAGCGCAGUGUGACAUAUCUCCACGAGCUGCUCGUUUCCCUGCAGGCUGUGGUCAUCCAACAGGACUCAUUUAUUGAGGACCAGAGGCAAGCCCUGAACAGCCAGCUCACCACCAGCUCCACCAGACACUCAUUCUCCUCCUCCUCCUCCUCUUCCUCCUCCUCACUCUCAUCCUUAUCCACCUCCCGCCCCUCCUCCCUCAGUGAGCAGGAGAAGCACAGGAGUCUGGAGAGACAGCGGCAGGAGGCAGCCAGCCUAAAGAAACAGCAGGCUGCACAUCAGGAGGAAAAGAGGAAGCGAGAGAGGGAGUGGGAGCUGAAGGAGAAAGCUCUGGCAGAACGGGAGAAGAGGCUGAGGGAGGAAGAGGAGGAGUCAAGGAGGAGGCGUCAGGAGCUGACAGAAGAGAUGCAGAUGUUGCAGAGAAACAAAGAAGAGUACCACAGAGAAGUUGAGUGGCUGAGGGAGGCACAGAGGAGGCUGGAGAGAGACGAGGAGGCGCUCAGGAGAGACGCUCAGAGACUGGACGUAAAGACAGACCAGUCAGAGCAGCUUCAGAGGUACCAUCGGACUCCCUCCACAACCUCAGACGACUCCUUAAGGUUCCACAGCACCGGGUCUCUGGAUCUGGAUUCAAAAGAAGCAGCACAACAACCAAAAGAGGUGGAGCUCUCGUCCUCCGCCCCAACCAAAGAACAUUUCCUCCGCAUCGGAUCCAAGAGGAUGAGCAAAAACCUCAACCCCUUCUCCUCCGCCUCCUCCUCUAAGGCUCAGGGAGCACAAAAGGAGUCCCAGCUCCCCUCCAAACUACUUCUAAUGACCAAGCCCAAAGAGAAAAAAGACAAAAAGAAGAAGAAAGGAAAAGGAGGGCAGGAGACACCGACAGAGAACAAAGUUGGAGUGAUGUUGGAUGCUUCAAAUGAGAGUGACAUCUUCUUCUGCUGAGCUCUGAAGAAAGCACAUGUGAACUACUAACACACCUGAGUAAACCUACAACUGGCCAGUGCAGCAGCCGUCGCCCACAGCAUGUCUGCUCUCUGUCAGUUUGACUGCUUCAGCCUUUCUGUCAUGCAGACUGCCCCAUCAAAGGUGAAAGGUCAGUUAGGAUAACAGACUGACAUGAAGGUAACAAACUCCUCUGGAGACAGCUGGUGCAGGGGUGUAAUUAAAAAUAGUGAGAUAUCCCAUCCAGCCUCCAUCAGUUUGUGAUGUGAUGAAAGUGGAUGAACAGAAGACUUUUUUCCAGCCUCAGGAGUUGGACAGUUUACAUCUCCUCCACACCUCAGUCUGUGGACACGCCGACCAAUACAGCAGCAUUUCUUUAAGGUGGUGCUGAUGCUAGCUUUAGAUGCUUGUUGUGCUGCUAACUCCUGACUUUGAGAAAAAUCCAUUCACAGUGUGAGCAGCUUUAAUCACUGAGAGUUCAAUUACAGUGGACACGAUGCACUCAACAGCCACUAACCCCUGACGACCCCACUGCUCCGCACUGGUGCCAGUGUAGCACAUCAAGACCACAGACCCACACGCAAUCGCUCACUGUCAGUGUGUUAGUGAACAAAGAGAAGGAUGGACGUGGAGAAAAAGCUCGUUUCUAAAACUCUUCAGUCCCUGAGCCCGGCCAUCGCAUCAGCAUGGACAGCAGACUCUGUUGAAGCUGUCGUUCAGUCCCUACACUUCCAAAAUACUUAUUUAUUUUUAAUCCGGUGCUGAAGUGACUCCUGGUGCUUCGUUCUUGUGCUUACAUGGACAAAGUGUUUGUGCGUCUCUCUGACAGCAGGUAGACGUGGACCAGCAAGUCUGAAUAGUAUCACAGUUUAGUGACUGAAAACCAAGCAUUCACCCUCAGAGCUGCAGCACUCUUUUUACAGGUCUUUGGUCAGAAUGCAGUAAUAAUGAAUGCAGACGUUGAAUGGACUAAUAAUGACAUGAUGUGAUUAUGUCAGUUUAUUAAUUUUAAAAAUGGAGGAUUCUGAGCAGGUUAUGGUGCUGACCUCAAACAUCAGCUGAUGUGACUUCACUUCGGGCUCCACAGCAGUCCGAGUUAACUCAGUGAAAUUCUGUUAAAAACACAAAGUACUGAUGAAAUGCAGUCAGCAACGCUGCUGUUUCAGACCCAGCAGCAGGGUAACGGUUUAAAGCUCAAGUGUAAAUUGAACUCAGGCUUUCAAAACAAUAUUGAACAUAUUGCCCAUAAACCAUGAGUGAAAUCAAAGAAGCUCCAGAAACUCAAACCACUGCAGGACUUCUCUGAUAUCUUUUUCUUUUUUAUAAAAAUUCAAAAUGCUUAAAUGGAAAAAAAAAAUGCACCUCAUUCAAACAGCCAGAUAGAAACAGUCUGAUCUGAUUUACACUGCUCGUGCUGUACCCCACAGACAGCAGAUUCCUGUUUCGGGGAAGAUGGUCAAAGAUGCCAAAGACACAACAGAAAUGAGUCCAUUAAAUUUUCAUCACUUGUGCUUCUGUUUUUCAGCUGCAUUUGUUUCUACAUGACUGGAUUCGUUCCCGUUGCAUCACCCAGGCAGACUUGGUCAGCAUGUAUACAUGUUAAUAUGUAGUUUGGUGUCAUAUUUCAAUAAGGCUUUAAUAACCCCCCUCUAACCAAGGCGGCUUCAAUCUAACCAAACAGCACAAGUGACAAAAAUAGUGAAUGAAUAAAAACCAAUGAUGAAAGUAAGCUGACACUCCGCUGUGUGACGCUGUCCUCAUUUACAAAACACCAAAUCACAACAGUCACCUCGAGGUGCUUUAUGUUGUAAUGAUACAGCGAAAUCAUGUAUAUCGUGCCAAAGAUGCCAAAGCACAAAAACAGCAGCGUUUGCUGCCUGAGCAGCGGGGUCAGCUCUCAGCCCGAGAACCGAUGAACCAGCAACACAAAACAUAAACAUGUAACACAAUGCUAAACUGUAUAGUGCUUUUACACUCUGCUCUCAGCUAUGGAGCAACAUUUACUGAUGAGAGCUUCUCUCUAAUCUGCACACAUUUCUCUUCCUUUCCAGGAUUAAAAAUACUUUGUAUAGAGGUUUAAAAACAUUGUUUUACAGUUGAAAGGUUCGGUGUAAGCACAGCAUUCAUUGGUGAAUUUGGUGCACUGAAAGCAUUCAAAAUGAAAGCACGCUCACCUUCGGCUUCACUGUGACAUCACGCUGAGAUCUGUUUGAAAUGUUUAAAGAUAAAAACACAAGGUACAAAAUUCUUGUUUUAUUUACAGAGAAAUUGUGGCGGCAGCGCCAGCUAUUUUGUAAAUAUGUACAAAUUAAAACUUUAUUUGUUUGCCUUCUUCCUGAUUUGUAAAUGUAAUUAUUCCUCUUUAAUAAACAACUAUA